Mobula hypostoma (lesser devil ray) is the source of this 18752-nucleotide messenger RNA. Its product is annotated as protein bassoon-like. Gene Ontology annotation, molecular function: structural constituent of presynaptic active zone; metal ion binding. Bases 24 to 12422 code for a protein of 4132 amino acids. NCBI's taxonomy places the organism in Eukaryota, Metazoa, Chordata, Chondrichthyes, Myliobatiformes, Myliobatidae. Gene Ontology annotation, biological process: presynaptic active zone assembly; protein localization to synapse. The transcript has 14 exons. Gene Ontology annotation, cellular component: axon; cytoskeleton of presynaptic active zone; GABA-ergic synapse. The record is from RefSeq and is a predicted model, not a curated record.
GUUAAAGCGAAGUCCUCGGUGACAUGGGUAACGAGAACAGCCUGGAAACCGGUGAGCUGGGCUCGUUAUCUGCAUCGGAAGGCGGUGCCGCGCAACCGCUGAAAACACCCGCGGCCCCCAACGGAGCCCCCGGAGGGCGAGCGACGGCAGGCAGCAGCAGUGCAAGACCACGUCAGCUUGGUCAGCUUGAUGGGAAAAUUGAAACCCUCCAGCAGAGUAUUCCCAACAAUGAAAGUGCUCGAAGAAUGCAAAAUCAAGGUCUUUCUACACAAUCUCUACUACAACAAGAACAGAUAAGGACUCUUCAGGUUGACCCAAAUAUGAAAAGAACAGAAAGAUCCCAUUCUGCAUCCCCAGAUAGAGGAAGUGCUCCAACCUCCCCUUAUUCAGUACCACAGAUAGCUCCACUGCCUAGCAGUACUCUGUGUCCAGUAUGUGCAACUACAGAGCUGAACUCUUCUCCAAAUCAGCCAAACUUCAAUACUUGUACUCAGUGUCGAUCAGUAGUAUGCAAACAGUGUGGAUUUAACCCGAAUCCUGACAUUACAGAGGUAGAAGAAUGGUUGUGCUUAAACUGUCAGAUGCAAAGAGCGUUGGGAAUGGACAUGACCACUGCACCUCGUUCCAAAAGUCAUCAGCAAUUACACUCUCCAUCACACCAGCCCCAAACAGAACCACAAGCAAAUGUGCAGAGGCAUUCUCAGUCAGAUCAUGGACUCCAAAAAGGAAAGACCACUCCGGUUAAAAGAGAACUCCCUAAAACCCCAUCUGCUGUGCAAACCAGACCUGAAACCAAGAUGCAACCCAGUCAGAGUGAAAAGCAAGGGUCAACAACUGAUCAAUCUCAACCACACCUUCAUGGCCAACCAAAGCCUGUUGGCCCAUCAGAGUCAACCAGGCCUAUGGGUCAGAGUCAGCAAACGAAGCCUUCACCUGCAGAACAAAGGAGAGCAGCAGAUAGUUCACCAGCAAGAACACAAGCUGGUCCAACCAGUAUAUCCCAGGAGCAGGAGGGCAUUACUGGUAAACUGUUUGGGUUUGGAACUUCCCUUUUAAACCAGGCUACAAACCUUAUAUCCACACAGCCAGAACAGACUCCACCAGGCCAGCAAUCACCUGCAAAAGGGUCUGCUGCUAAACAGGCUCCAAAAAUAGUUUUCAGUGAUCAAAGCACCGAAAUGAGUUCAAAGUUACAGGGUUCGAUACCAGGGAUGCAAAUGAAAACUAGGAAUGCUUCUUCAGUUAAACAAGUAAAACCAGAGCCAGUUGCUCAACAGAAAGAAGCCAUCAAGCCCAAAGCAUUGUGCCCAUUAUGUAAAACAGAACUGAAUGUGGGAUCGAAUCAGCCUCCCAACUUCAACAAUUGUACUGAAUGCAAAGUCCAAGUGUGCAACAUGUGUGGCUUUAAUCCAACUCCACAUCUAGUAGAGAAGAAAGAAUGGCUCUGCCUGAACUGUCAGACUCUGCGGCUAAUGUCUGGAAAUUUAGCAGAUGCAUCCCUUCCUGUCCCACCAUCUGCACCAAAACAGCAAUCAACAGUAUCACCUCAUCAUCAAGGACAAAUGGGUGUUAAUAUGCAACAAAAGAAAGGGGCUGAUCAACAGCAGCAAGUUGGUCCUGUGCAACCACAAAUGGCUCCUUCAGCGCCAGUUCAACAGUUCCCUCCACAGCAGGGAAAGCCAUCUCAGAAAUUAGCGGGACAAUCCUCACCAGCAAAGCAACAAGGUCCACUGGUCACAGAUAAACCACAAACUCAGCAAAUGCAUCCUGGUCACACCGGGUCCCAGCAGCUUUCCCAGAUUUCAGAUCCAAGCAGGUCACAGUCAACAAAGGAGAAGCCAAAAGCGAUAACGCAGAGCAGCACAGUGUCUGUGCCAACAAAAGUGAUCACCACAGACAAAACAGUGGACCCUUCAAAGGAAAUUUCCCAAGCAGCUGAUCUACAGAAAACAAAAAUGCAAGAGGAAAUAAACAAGAAUUUUCCUCCGGAACUGUCUCGCAGCCCACAAAGUUUAAGUGAUACAGGCUACUCAUCUGAUGGCAUAUCAAGCUCACAGAGUGAGAUCACAACUUUAUUGCACCAGGAAGGGCAAAAACUUAAUGAAUCUGGUCUUACACAACAAAGUCCAAUGAGCCCUUCAGAAUUUACCAAGUUGGAGAGCACUGUAAGGCCAUUGCUCGAAUCCCAAGAAUCUCAAGAUCGGAAUAAAGGAGAACGGACUGUUCAUGAUUCAUCUGAAAAGCAAAUACAGCAAGACAGGCUACAGUCACUUCCGAUUACACCAGAGUGUUACGCCUCAGAUGAAGAGCUUGAAGAUAUACAAGAGGAAGAUGAAGAUAUUUUAGAAUGGGACAAUGAAGGGGAGCGAAGAGAAAGUCUGGAAUCACUCGAUGAGUUUGGCAGGAAGCUGCGGCAUGACUACACUGAGGGCGGGAGUGAAAGUGCAGUACCACCUCCUCAAACUGAUUCUGCAAAUGCUGGUGCAGAAUUAACAGAUGAGGAGUUUAUGCGAAGACAACUUUUGGAAAUGAGUGCAGAAGAAGACAACGUAUCUGUGGAAGAUGAGAACAUGGGCAGUCAUACUGAACAUAUUAGUAUGAAGAAGAGUCAAAACCUUACAACAGAAUCUAGCAAAAGAAGCCUUUCAAAGCAACAACAGAAUCUUAAUAUAAGCAGCAAUUAUGAACGUACUACGCUGGAACAUUAUGGGCAGGAAGAGAAUCAGUCAUGGCAAGAACAGAAGGAACCUGGUGAUACCUAUGCAGAAUCUAUAAAUCAUGUAGAAGACUCAGUGGGGGAGCCAGCUGGGCUACGGCGUUUUAAGACUAUUGAUUUGAACACUACAAAUACUUACACAAAUAGAAGUAUUGAAGUUUGCAGUGAAGCAGAUCUUAACAUUGACAGAGAACCUGAACUUGAGAUGGAAAGUUUAACAGGAUCACCAGAUGAAAAAUCUAAGGGUGAACACUCAUCUACCUUGCCAGCCUCAACACCUACUUUGUCAUCGGGCACUUCCCCUACUUCUGUCUCCUCACUAGAGGAAGAUAGCGACAGUAGCCCCAGUCGAAGGCAUAGACUUGAGGAAGUAAAACAGCAGCGAAAGGCAAGACAUCGCUCGCAUGGUCCUCUGUUGCCAACUAUUGAAGACUCUUCCGAGGAAGAGGAGCUACGGGAAGAAGAAGAGCUUCUCCGAGAACAGGAGAAAAUGCGCGAAGUUGAACAACACCGUAUCCGAAGCACAGCAAGAAAAGCAAAGAGGGACAAAGAAGAAUUGAGGGCACAGAGAAGACGAGAAAGAUCCAAAACACCACCAAGUAACCUUUCUCCCAUUGAGGAUGCUUCUCCAACGGAGGAGUUACGUCAAGCAGCAGAAAUGGAAGAACUCCAUCGUUCAUCCUGCUCCGAGUAUUCACCAACUAUGGAUUCUGAAGCUGAAGGUUUUGAAAUAACAACCUGCAGACUGUACAAGUCAGGUAGUGAGUACAACCUCCCCUCAUUUAUGUCCUUGUAUUCCCCAACGGAAAAAUCAUCUAACUCUUCAGCAAAUCAGAAACCACUGAAGAGUGCAGAAGAAGCGUAUGAGGAAAUGAUGAGAAAGGCUGAAAUGCUAAAGUCACAGCAACCGACGCAGGAUACAUCUUAUAGCAGUGCUUACCAGUCAGAUGACUACAUGGAGAAUAAUCACAAAUACCAAGCUUCAGAUGAAUACAAUUAUUCAAACAAUGAGAUGACAUUGUCACAGUCAACCUUACAGAGUGAGCUGCAGAAACCAGAAGUCUAUGAGGACACAUCAAAGACUGCUGGACCCCCUCCCAAAUUGUCCCAUUCACCAUCACUUGACCUCCGAUUGCAGCAACAAAAUAUCCAAUUACAAAAUCUCGAGCGGACUUUCCAGGAGAAAAAGCUUCUUGAUGCACAAAGUGCUUAUAUGGAACUAGCAAGGCAAACAGAUGCACUUCUUACACCCGGAACAAGUCCCACUCAGUCAGCUGCACCAAUUUCUUUCAUUUCAUCCAACAGUAAUAGAGGCAUCCCUGAUGUUCGGGUAACCCGGUAUUUCACCAGAGACAUGCAGGAGCAAAGCCACACUGCAAAGCCCAUGGGAGCAAAUGGUAAUAAUUCACAAAUAGCUACAGCUUCUUACACAACAUACAACAAAAGAUCAGCUGUGACGGUGGCCACUGCAAUUGUGGGUCUGUCCUCUACUUGUGCAGGGCCUAUAGAUCGAACUGCAGUAUACACACAAGGAAGACCAUCAGAUUCUGGGAUGGCAGUACCUUACAACGCUCAAGGUUAUAAUACUCCUGAGAGUAAGAAAUUCGGUGAAUCAUACGGGUUAUCAAGCAUUAAUGGGACAUCCACACAAACAGCUGAAGGACCCAUUUCCCCAUCUUCUGUACAGAGAUCAAUCUCUAGAACCACUAUGCCAGCAAGCCCCACGAUGGGUAGCAAAUCCACUGCAGAAUUUUCAACACAGACUUCAAAUAAUAGAGUUUUAUCCCCUUCCAUGACCAUGGCCUCAUCACCAUCUACAGUAAUGGCACAAGGCACUCAGACUUCAGUAAGAUCACCCCGCCUCACCAGGCAAGUAUCUUCUCCUGACUCUACAUUCAUGGUCAUUACUCUGGCAUCCAAUGUUCCCUCCUCAACCCAACCAUUGACUGUUAAUUCAGCCACUUCACCCAGCACCUCUCCAACACGGUUGAAUCGGCAAUCAACCCUGCAGGGCUGGACACAGCCAAUGAUUGCUUCAUCACAUCAGCAGAUGCAAAUGCAGUCCAUGUACAGUAAGACUUCUUCACAAGCUGAUAGAAUAUCUAUGAUUCAGCCAAUGCAGAGAGGGCAAAUUACUUCAUCUAUUAUCACAGCUACUGGUAUAGUUGGCCCAGGUUUAGAAGGCACUUCCUUAAGUGAAAUUUCAAGGACAUGUAGCUCUGUAGUAGAUCUCCGAACAGUUACUAAGUCACCCCCCGUCAUAAUAACAGAUCAUGGAAUGGAUUUGACGUCCUUGGCUACAGAAAGUAGGAAAUAUUCCCUUGAGUCUGACCAGCUUCCUAGUCGUCAGUCCACUGCUGUGCAGCCAUUAAUCAUGAAUCUUAAUGUGCAGGAACACCCAUAUGUAGACACAACUAAUACAACGACUGUGGGUAUAACAAUCACAUCAUCCAUGGUAAUUUCCCAGACAAAGGUGCCGAAGAUAUAUGGCGACCCCUUCCAGAAUCGUAUGGAUCUAGGUCAUGGUACAGCAAAAGCAAUUUGCCUCAUGCAAACAAAACAACUAGAAUCAAUGGGUCAACCCACUUCUGUUACAGAGAGUGAAACCAACAUUGACCUGGCAAUGGUGAUGGCACGAUCAGAUCUAGAUAGCCAAAUGCAACCACAUUUUGCUAGAUACAACUUAGCUAACCAAACAACUCCGGUGCGUAAAGUCGACAUUUUGGUGAAUCAGAGCAACAUGAACAAUGCCAUAAAUAUUAGUGCCAUUCCUAAGACAGUUCCUCAAGACGGUGGUUUUUUUGCCCCACAGGUACAUAAGGAAGCAUCUCUGGAAUUAAAGCCAUCUGCUCCCCCACCAAACUUGCCUGCAAUGAAAGUGCACGAUACAAUGGUGCAACUGGACCACACAGCUGCAGGCACAAUCACAAAGCUGAUGAAAGAUGUUCCAUCAAAUGCAAUUGAUUUGACAGGGCCAAAACCAGAAAGGGCUGUCUGUUGUGACGUGGUUUAUAAAUUUCCUUUUGCUGACAGCUGCACAGGUUCAUUUAAUCACGGCUCCCAAGUCCCAGAUCUAGCAACGUAUGAACCACAGCAGAGUACCAGGAAGACUGCUCAUGAGUACUAUGACAACAGAAUUCAGGAAUCUGUUGAAAGUUACCACUAUAAAGAACCCAUGGCUGCUUACAAGGAUGGUCUUAAUAUGCACGAAGAGCACAAAACAUUUCCUCUGGUAUUUUCUGGGCGGCUGCAUUCAUCUAUGUCGGACUCCAACCUGCUGGAGUCCAGUAUUAAUUACAAUUUCCUGAAGAAUGAGCCUCUUUAUCACCCACCUGGUGGUGAUGCAGCUGUUGAUCUGAGUACAAUGAAACAUUCUUACAGUUUAUCUUUCAAUCAGGGAAGGGACUGGGGACUUGGAAUGCAGUAUGGCUCCUUCACUGAUCUCAGGCAGCAGUCAGAUAUCUUCAGCCAACCCACUCCAAUAAGAAGAUACAGUUCAAUGUCGAAUAUUAACUCAGAUUAUGGAUACUCGAUGCGAGAUGAUCUGUCAAAUUUUCAGGAGGCCAGUUUGGCCCAUUACAGUGCCACAACUGCUCGGGAAAUCAGCAGGAUGUGUGCAGCUCUCAACUCAAUGGAUCAUUAUGGAAACCGGUACACAAACAGUUCAGAUUCUAUGCAGUAUGGUGCAUCUCCUCCAAAUGUGCAAUGUGAUGGAUUCUCAAGAAGCAGUAUAAUGUCAAACCAACAGGGAAUGUCUCCCGUAAAACAAAAUAUGAUGUAUAAUCCAAACUUGUCCAACUCUCGACGCAGGAUUGCAGCUCGUGGCUUUGGCAACAUGCCACAUGCUGUACGUAUGAGAUCUAUAAGGCAGAUGUAUCCGCCAUCCGCAGCUGUGAGAGCACCUGAUGGCAUGAUUUACUCUACAAUCAACACCCCGAUUGCUUCCACGCUUCCUAUUACAACGCAGCCAGCAUCGAUCAUGCGCCCGAUGUUGAGAGGUGUUUAUAGACCCUAUUUGCCUGGUAGUGUCACAGCUGUGCCUUUGGCCAGGUUGACCAGACUUCCCCUAGUUGCACCAAGGAUGCCUGCUACAACUUCUCCUGUGUAUCGAUACCUGCCUCCGAACAGAUUUACAGGGGCUUCUACGAUGUCAGCAGGCGAAACACCGAUCUAUCUGGGAAAGCCUGGUGAUGUUAAAAACGCAGGUGUGAAUGCCAUUCAAAACAUACCAAGUCAAACCAUACAGAGGCCUGAACAGAGUGAUAUUGCUCAGUCAAGUGCUUUAGCCUGCAUGACCCAGAAAUUUAACCCUGAGGCUAAUCAGUCUAAACAACAGCCAGACAUGGGGAUCAUGCAGCAGCAGCAACUCCAGCAACAACAGCAAUUGCAGCAGCAAGUCCAGCAGCAAAUGCAGGUUCAGCAGCCGCAGACGUUGCAACAGCAGCAACAAGUGCAGCAACAAAUGCAGGCGUUGCAACAGCAGCAACAAAUGCAGGUUCAGCAACAGCAGGCGUUGCAACAGCAGCAAGUCCAGCAACAAAUGCAGGUUCAGCAGCCGCAGACAAUGCAACAGCAGCAACAAAUGCAGGUUCAGCAGCCACAGACAUUGCAACAGCAGCAACAAAUGCAGGUUCAGCAGCCGCAGACAAUGCAACAGCAAGUGCAGCAGCAGGUACAGCAGCCAGAGCAGCAACAGAACAUGGAGCAACAGGAACAGCUUGACCAACAGAAAGAGCAACAGCUACAAAAGCAGCUGCAGCAAUUGCUGCUGCAGCAACAGAAGCAGCAAGAAGCUCAGCAGGCCGAUGCUGUGAGGGCUGGCGCCGGGAGACGAAAGCAGGAGGACAGCGAGGAAGAGCAUCAGCGGAAGCAGCAGCAAGAUCACUUCCUGCUGAUCGAGCGGGAGCGGGUGGAGCUGGAAAAGUUGCGGCAUCAGCGUCUGCAGGAAGAGCUGGAGCGCCAGCGGCUGGAGCUGCAGCGCCACCGGGAGAAUGAGCAGAUCAUCGUGCAACGGGAGCUGCAGGAGCUGCAGACCAUCAAGCAGCAGGUUUUGCAUCAGCAGCAGGAGGAGAGGCAGGCGCAGCUCGUUCUGCAGCGAGAGCAGCUGGCUCAGCAGAGGCUGCAGCUGGAGCAGAUUCAGCAGCUGCAGCAACAACUGCACCAGCAGCUGGAAGAGCAAAAAGUCAGAAACACAGUAAACUUCCCUGCAGUUUGUGAUCCAUCGGGUAGAAUCCACCCGCACGCCAUGUCAGAGAUGGGUAUUGAGAUGCAAAAACCUAUGCCGCAAAGUGGACAGUACUGGCCUGUAAACCAGGGAUAUGUGGAAAGUGCCCCCGUUGCCACAACCGGCCAAGAAGCAUAUUUAUCACCGCAUCAUAGAGCGAUGAUGGAACCACCGCAUCGAUCUGCUUCUGAACUUUCCCUUCGAACUGAUGAGCACUUGGAAAAUAGGGGUAUCAGGAAACGAAAUUCCAUGCCAAGGUUGAGGGAUGCUUAUGAGGGAAGCGAUGCAUCAUUGCGCGAUCAGUACGUGGUUAAGAAAAUAGCAGACUGCAGUGUGCAAACUGAUGACGAGGAUGGAGAAGAAAGCUACUACAUGUCUCGUCGGAGGAGAACUAAGCGAAGUGUGGAUUGCAGCGUGCAGACAGACGACGAAGACAAUGGAGAAAUGGAGCAACCUACUCGUAGGCGCCGCUCCCGUUUCUCAAAGCAUUCCGAUUCAAGCACAGAAGGCAAACGGGAAAUGCUAAAGGGAACCUCCAGUAUUGCCAUACAAACAGUCAGUGAUUGCUCUAUCCAAACAGAUCCAAAUGAGCUUGGACCGGUGUCACCUGCCAUCCAUAUCACACCUGAUCCACGAGUAGAAAUUGUAAGGUAUAUAUCUGCUCCUGAGAAGACUCGUAAAGGAGAGAGCCUCGGUUGUCAGACAGAACCAGAAGCACAAUCACAAGGCAUUGUUGGUCCUCACUUUGCAAGUUCUAGCACUAUUAAUCCCUAUUCUACCAACAUACAGAUUGUAACACCAGGUCCACUGGAUCAAACUAGUGCCAGGCAGCAGGGAAUCAUGAUUGUCCCAAAGUUUGAGAAAAAGAAACCAGAUCCUUUGGAGAUAGGGUAUCAAUGUCACCUUCCACCGGAACCUUUGCCUCAAAUGAUUCGCCAGCCUCCUAAGUCUCCACAGGUGCUGUAUUCUCCUGUGUCACCUCUCUCUCCAUAUCGGCUUUUAGAUACAACUUUUACUUCAUGUGAGAAGUUAAAUAAAGCCCAUGUUACUCCACAGAAACAUUUUACCACUGAGUCACCUAAACGACAGCAGGGUCUGCCUCGGCCAAUCAAAGUGAUGCAACGCUCCAUGUCUGACCCAAAGCCUGUCAGCCCAACUUCAGAGGAUUCUGGGAAACUGAAUUUUUUUGCUCACAGUCAACAAAGUCUACAUGGCAGUCAGAUUGGAAAUUUACAGCAGAGCACUAUAAGGAAAGUGAAACGAACACUACCUAGCCCACCACCUGAAGAAAUAAUGCACGGCAAUGUACCAUUUCACCCACAGCUAUUUGGCACCUCACUGCCACGCAAGCGGGGACCGCUUCCUGACCAGAUCACUCGUGAUAAACUCCUGAAGGAUAUCAGUCACGAACUGGAAAAAGUAGAGCAAGAAUCAAACAAACUCCAGAAGAAACAGGCAGAACUUGAUGAAGAAGAGAAAGAAAUUGAUGCAAAGUUACGAUAUAUAGAGCUGGGAAUCAAUCGAAGGAAGGAAACAUUUGUCAAAGAUCCAACCAAACGAGACCUGGGGUACACACGAGGUCUAGGAGAAGACAGGGAUUAUAUGUCUGAUAGUGAAGUUAACAAUGCCAGAAUACCUUCAUACAAUAGCAGCAAUCUCUUAGCUAGGCCACACACUGCUCCAGUCAAUCAGUAUUCUGAAUUUUCAAUUGCACAUCACCCACCCACAUCAUCUCAUUAUGCUCCAUCACAGGGCACUCCUCAAGGUCUCUCAAACUAUCAGCAAGGGGCUUAUCAACCACUCCAUUAUCCUGUUCCCAAUACUUACCAGUCACAAAACAAUUUUCAGUCUCAUCCAACUUUGCAUUCUCAAAACACUUUUCAGCCACAAUCAUAUCCACAGAACACAAGCUACCAGACCGACACUGGUUUACAGAAUGUGGCUGGUUUCCAGGCCCCUAAUCAGUACAGUACCCAUACCACCUAUCCAAAUCAAGCUCCUUUUCAGUCUGCUCAGUAUCAGCAACAGGCAAACAUCCCGACACAACAGAAGCCAAGGCAGACAUCAUUAGCUGAUCUUGAGCAGAAGAUACCCACCAAUUAUGAAGUAAUUAGUAAUACAAAUGUAAAUAUUUCUGCAACUACGUCUGAGAAAGUUUAUACAACUACAGCAGUGAGUAACAACUAUGAACAGUACAAGAACACAGAGUUGAGAGUUGCUGACAGUGGAAGUACAAUGGAAAGUCCUUCAACUAACUAUUCAGCAGAUUCCCUGUAUGCAAACCUAGAACACAAUAUUUCUCGCAAUUAUGUUAUGAUUGAUGAUAUUAGUGAAUUGACCAAAGAGAAUACCUCAGCAACAGAAAGUCAGAAAGUAGAACCAUCUCCUCAGCCUAGUAAUACAAGACACGGAAAAGAAAAGAAUGACUUUUUGGAGGCAAGCAAUUCUAAUAGAACCCAUGGAUAUAAUAAAGCUGGUGAUGAUUCAGAGGAAGAUGUGUAUGAUCUCCAAGCAUCAGACCAUCGAGGAAAGAAUGGUUACCAAAGGAGUUCAGAUAGCCAUGGCAGAAUAUCAAAUAGCUCAAGUGGAUCCUCUUGUUAUUAUGCAGAUAGCAGUCACAAGCAUUCCACCCGAUCAGACAAGCACAACUCUUAUGGGUCUCAAAAGCAUUCUUCAAAGCAACAGGCUCCCGCUGUGGUAUCCACCAAACGCAGCAAACACAGAAAACAAAAUAUAGAACAGAAGAUCUCCAAGUUUUCACCAAUAGAGGAAGCUAAAGAUGUAGAAUCUGACUUUGCUUCAUAUCCUGCAACAACUUCAGCAGUAGGACACAAUGUGGUCUUGAAAGCACAGAAGCUUCAGGAUGAAAUAACGUAUGGUCUCAAGAAGAACAUUUAUGAACAUCAAAGAUAUUCUGGUCAUGGAAGCAGAGAAUCGUUGCAAGAUUCAGAGAGAGGUUACAGCAAUGGCAGCAGGUCAAGAUCUUCCUCAAUGUAUGGUAUUGAAAAAUCUGGCAAAGAAGCUCCAAGUCCUAGAAGUAAAUCUUUUGAAAGAGAUACAGUGGAGCGUUCUCAAAAGGCAGGAAUGGGCCAUAGUCGCGGGCGUGGUCCUAUAAGGGCCCAAGCAUCCCAAGAGGAGUGUCCUUUGAGUCCUGUGGGAAGGUCCUCUAGAGAACCACUCCCACCAAAUGUUGUAGAUGGCCGAUCUCAGUUUGGCUCUAGCCACUCCUUGCCUGAUGUGCAGGAUGGAAAAGAGACAUCACGUAGCCAUACUUACAGAGAGGAUGACGGUUACAUCAUGGAUGAUAUGCACUGUGCUGUGUCUGACAGUGAAGCCUAUCACUUGGGCCAAGAGGAGACAGACUGGUUUGAAAAGCCAAGGGAGCGUUCCAGACAUUACAGUGGGCAGUCUUCGUCACAGAGACGCAGUUACCGAAGCCACCCGCGCCAUGACUACGAUGAACCGACGGAUGAUUCGUGGCAUCCAGUAGAUCGUUCACAGCCACGCUACUCCUCAAAAGAGCACCAGAAGCAGUCUUCAUAUCAGUACGGUGAGCCUGCCCGACACUCAUCGCGCCACGUAGCCGAUGAACCUUCACGGAAGUCUUCAAGGCAGCACUCCAAAGAGCAAUUUCGCCAGGAAUCCCGGCAAUAUUCCCAACAGCCUUUACAGAAAAGAAGCCAACAGUCAGAGCAGAGAUCCCAACGAGAUUCCCAUCAAGGGUCUGCAGAAUGGACCCAGCCUCGAUCAGCCUCUGGGCAUCACCUUGAUGCUGAGCCAUCACGAUCACAGAAGCACUCGCAGCAACAGCAACAGUCAACCAGAAAACAGUCGGAAGCACCAUCUCCUCAACAGCAUGCUCGGAUGCAGCACGGCCAGCCUCCGCCAUCGCGGCAAAGUCAUCCGCAGCAACCAGCGCGGCAGCCAGCGCCACAAGCACGGCAACCUCCGCCAGUGCAAGCUCAGGCCCCAUCGCAGGUACAACAACCGGCACCGAUGCCACAACAGGAGCCACAGCAGCCACGCCAGCCUCAACGGGCACGACAGCCGCAGCAGCCACAAGCACGGGCAUCGCAGCAACAAGAGCCACGGCAAGCUCACAAACAGCAGCAGCAGCCAGCGCCGGCGCCAGCGCCAGUACAGCAGCAGCAGCAACGACAGCAACCCCAGCAGCAGCCGCCAUCACAACAGGCACAGCAACAACAGACACUUCAGCAGCCUCAGCCUCAAACACAGGCACAGCAGCCACAAGCAAGGCCGGCCAUGGCAAAGAUGGAUCAAACAACUGCAAAACCUGCAGUAAAAUCAGCAACUGCACCACAACGAGCUGCUAACUUAGCAGGUCAAAAAGCAGGUGAAGAGAAAGAAGGUGAUAUUGGAGCAUUUGUUUCCAAAAUGUUGCCUGGUGGGGCUGCUGAGCAGGCUGGGAAGCUGACCGAAGGCAUUGCUUCUUUUGGCCGUAAAUUAACUUCAUUUUGGUGAUCGCACUGUUGUAAGGGAAGUUAGUGUGGCAUGGAAGAGAGGUGUAUCAUACUGGAAAAACCUAUGAAGAAUCAGAAUACAUUCAACAAGAAACAUAAGAGCAUGGGACUCUGUGUAUACUGUAAAGAGAAAGAGGCAAAAUUGAGACCUGAAUGGCAACAGGAUACUAAAUGUGCACAUCGAAUGGAACGACUGUUUCUUUCAAGCCUGGCAGGAGCAGGACUGCAGAACAUCUUCAGUAUUGAAGGCCAGACAGCAACAGGAAGCCAUGAGUCUGAGUGAGGGCAGAGAAUGAAUAAUCUCACUGUCCUUACACAGCACCACAGGAAAAAUUACUCCAGCAUCUGACAGCUUUGCCAAGGAUUUUCUGGUUGUACCAUAAUGGAAAAUGUAAGACAAAGCUCGUCAGUGUCUGUCUAUGCAAUGUGAAGAGGAAAAUGCAUCCAAGAGCAACAUCAUAACUUGCUGAGACUUUAAACAAAAGGUUGGCUGUGCCUUAAGUAUUUUGCAGGUUGGCUGAAGAAGCAUUUUAGGGAAUCUGAUGUCUUUGGUACUCAGGAUAAUUUUACAAGUGGGCACAAGAAGAAAACUUGGAAGCCAACAUUUGUCCAAGUUCAAAUCUGCUUGUUUGGUGGAAUUUUGAAAGUGAACCCUCUAGGCCAUUGAGAACUUCCAGCUAUUAGCUAUCACUUGACAAUUUUCAAUGAUGGUUUGGAGUUGCCUUCUGCCUAAUGACAAAUAUUUGGAAUUAUUUUACAUCCAAACGAUGUUUGCAGAAUUUGGGAUUCCUUGUGCCUGGGUUUGCUCAAUGCCUUCUUUUCUUGGACCCUGAAGGGAAAGACUGGAGCAUGCACAGAGUCCAGUUUCUCUCACUCAAGCUUUUGAUCUUCAUAGGUUUUACUGUAUUCAUAGACUAGAAUUCCUUGAGGUGAAAUUACUACCUUUCUUAGGGCUGGGAGCAAAAGCUCCAUUUUCCCCAAACAUUCCACUAUCUUUUGUUCACUUUCCAGCUAAUUCUAUGAGAUGGGCAGGUGCAGCGCUGUGCAGUAUUCUGUGGACGCCCGAGGCAUUCUAGAGGAGAAUGUCAGUACUCAGCCCCUUACGCAGGACCUAGCACUGUUCGAUGGUUGUGAAACAUACACACUGGUCACAAGAACUGAAAGUGUUAAAACUGAUGACAUCUGGAUUGACAUUGUGGAAAGACGUGUCAUGCAGUUAUCACAAGCUAUUUCAUUACUUUAUUGUGGGUGUAUUCCACGUAAUUUUUUUUCCAUUAAUGUGCUUGCCUGUGUUUUUAUGUAUGCUACUUUGAAAUCGCCUUAAUUGUUUCCAAUUUUCUAUUGUAUACCUCAAAAGAAUUUUUUUUUCUCUUCUGUACGCAACCUGCAUUUUUCCCUCAUCGCUACACAGUACUGGAUUUGUAUUGGGUAGAAAAGAAGAGGUGGUACUAUUAGAAGCAAUAGGUCAGUGGUAGGCUGACGAGAGCACAAGUGUGAAGGAGGAAGCAUGCCUCUGCCCUGCAUUUAUGGUAAUGUGCAAUUCAUUUGGGCUUCCAUUCAUCAGAAUAUGAUGAAGGAAAACAAUUACCAAUUCAGAUUUUCUAUGCAAUGAUGAGAAAACUGUGUUAAUAUUUAAUACUGAAUUUAAUGUUAUAUAUGGCAUAAAUUAAAAAUAUGAUAUUGAUAUUGAGAAGCAAUGUUUGUUACUGUAACUCAUUGAUUGGCAUAACCUGUCAAGUGGGGUGGUGUUGAACAAUUGACAGGAUCAGUUGCCAAAGGCAUAGCCACAUUAAAGCAGUGGGUUAGUAGUGUGCAUGUCUUUGUCUGCAGAGCAUGACUUGCUGAUUCAGUGCUUGCCUUCCAUUUGGUAUUGCAGUUGUUAGAGUUGCCCAUAUUAAAUUUAUUGUAUGCACUUGCAAGCCACAACCAAGGAAAUUCUGUUCUAGGAGAGACCAAACUGGACACCCAUGGGAUUUCCCAGUCCUCGAGCACGAUAGUUCUGGUUAAAAUAGAACACCUGGUUCCUAAUCUGUCAGCUUAUCGAGUUUAUUGUUCCUGGAAUGACAAUUCCCAAUUCAGAAGUUCGUAUGCAUCUUUCCAUUAUACUUUUCUAAAGGCACAUGUUCAGCAUAGAUAGUUUGAUCAGAAAGUGCUACAGUAGGGUUUGUAUGCCCUCAGGACCGUAGGUUAGAGAAUAUUGAUUAUUUUCUUCCCACUGAGCUCUUGAGGGUCGAACAUGCUGUAGCUUUUAUGCUCAAGAUCUUGAAUCCAUAUUUUAAGGAUUUUAUUUUGUUGCAUAAGCCCUUGCAAUAACUCUACUUUCUUUUCCUCUUUAUAAUACUAUCCUUGUUACCAUGAUAAUCAAUCCUGAAAAAAGUAGGAUUAUAAAUGUUAUCUUUGUUACUUAUUUAAAGAUACAGCACAGAACAGGCCUUUCCUGUCCAACAAGCCACACCACCCAGCAACCCACCUAUUUAAUACACUAGCCUAAUCAGAGGACAAUUUGCAAUGAUUAAUUAAUCUACUAACCGGUACGUCUUUGAACUGUGGGAGGAAACCGGAACACCCAGAGGAAAUCCACACUGUCAUGGACAGAACAUACAAACUCCUAACAGAUGGCACCGGCACCGGAAUUGAACUCUGAACUCUGACACCUCGAGCUGCAAUAGCAUCACAAAAACCGCUACGCUAAUGCUUCCAAACCACCCAAUACCAUAGCAGCUGGAAUUUCCAUUUUCUUUUAUCCUCUAAGGUUCAGACGUCUCUGCCACCAGCUACUUCAUAAUCAGAAUCAGAAUCAGGUUUAGAAUUAUUGGAAUAUGUCAUGAAAUGUGUUGUUUUAUGGCAGCAGUGCAUUGCAAUACAUAAUAAAAAAAAUUAUUUACAAUAAGAAAUAUAUUUUUAAAAAAUAAAUAUGUAGUGCAAAAAGAGAGCAAAAAAAAUGGAGGGAGUAUACAUGAAUUCAUUGUCCAUUCAGAAAUCUGAUGGUGGAGGGGAAAAAACUUCAUCUCAUUUGGUAUAUGCCUUAGACUAUUGGACAAUUAUACCACAUCACUCGCUGACACUUACGCAGGUAUUUUGAUCUGGGUUGGGAUGUUAUUCAUGUUGACUCAGUUGACUCCAUGGCUUAACAAUUCAUCUUUGGAACCAUUGUUAUCCAUUUUUUUCAGAGACUCUUGGAGGUGCCAUUCUUUCUAGGCUGGCUCAUUUCACUCCUUCUUUCCUUCAUGUAAAAUUUUAAGUCCUACUACAACAGUAUCAACUGUUUCCAUAUUCUGUGUCAUUAACAUGUAUAUAUGUUAGUAUGUGCAAAUGUAUGUAUCUGCAUGAAUAAUCAACUCUGGAAAAAUAAUUGAUGUCAACCUACAUUAUUACUCUUGUCUAACCAUAUAUUCAGUGAGAAUCUGAGGAUAAAAAUGUAAUUGGGUGGCAUUAUUGUUGUGAGAGACGCCGUAGCAUUCCGGUAUCAGGCAAAUACUUUCUUCAGUUUAUUUGGCAGCAUACACACAGAUUUCAAACAAAAGAAAAUGCCAUGAUUCUGUAAAAAUUAUCAAAUUUUUCUUCAGAGUAUCCAGCAUAAAAAAAUGUACAUAAAAUUAUUAUAUAAAAGAAGUGUAUAUUUUGAAAGCUAUAAAAGAUUUACUACUGAGGAAAUAGUGCAUUUAGAUUUUAGGUGAUUUCCGGGGUUGUGCAAUCAAAGAUUACUUCCGCUCAAUGUGAUAUUUGUGAAUGAAGAAAACAGAUGAUGUGUGUAAAAGUCUGCCACUAGUCAUGAGAGUUAGUGUUAUCCUGCAUCCCACCACUAACAUCCAUAAUUACCUCACAGAUAAGGAAGUGUGAAUUUCAUUCAACCUUUCUAAAGAUAUCAGGGCUGAUUUUUUUUUCAUGCCACUGCAUUAAAAAGAAAUACUUAAAUGAAAUUUCAGAGACUAUAUUAUACUUCAGAAAUUCUUGGUGAAUUUAAGGCAGAGGUUAAAAGUUCUUGAUUAGUGGGGGGGGUCAAAGGUUACAAGCAGAAGGCAGGAGAAUGGGGUUGAGAGGGCUAAUAAAUCAGCCAUGACAGAAUGGCCGAAUGGCUGAAUUCUGCUCCUGUGUCUUAUGGUCCUAUAUAUUUAAAUUCUCAAAAUAGGCAUCAUAAGCAACGAUGCUACUACAAUGAAUGCCUUGCAAACAUUCAGUAGAAAUGGACAUUAUAGUCUAACAGUUUAUGCCAAACUGAAUCCAUCUCCUAGAAAUGGACUGUUCCUCAUGUCUUUACCUAUGUAGAGCUCAUUCACAAUGGAACUUGCAUCGUACAUGGGGGAGCGCCACCUCAAGUAACUAGGGAUGGGUAUUGUCCAUGACACCCACAUGCUGUACAUGUAAGUGCACCUGCUGCUACCAUAAGCAAACAUAAGGGAACUAUGCGAAUAACAAAAUAGCUCUUAAGUGGUCCAAGCUAGUGCAACAGCUAUGUAAUUUACUUGGCAGAUCCCUUGGAAUUUACACUAAUAAUCAUCAGUCACAUGGAACGUUACACUCCUGAAAAAUUGAACUACAAAGCAAGAAUUCUGAAAGCAGAAUUACAAUGUAUCUUGUUCAGACAUGUACAUAAAGUGAUACUUCCAAAUAUACAGUGAAGAUGUAAACUGACUGACAUAAAUGUCAAGAGAUUCUUAAUAACAAUUUUACCAAGUACCUAGAUACUUCAAAAGAUUUGCGCAGACUUUGAACAUUCAUUGGGAUCUUAAACAUAACUCUGAGCUUCAUUACAGGACAAAUAUUGAAUUCCUAAGCAGACAAGUUUAAUAUGGAAAAUGAAGACUGGACAAGUUAAGGGAGAUGUAAUGAUGAAAAAGAUGUCCUUUACAGGCAUAAGUAAAACACAGGCCACACUACACUAUUCACAGUUCUUGUCACCAAUAUAUUAUUAUAAACCUCAAUCUUUAUGCAGCCACUUGUUUAUCAGUAAUUAUCUCAUAACUCAUCUGUUGUCUUCAUUUGAACGUACAAUAAACUAUAUUCUCGAGUGGAAGCAUUACACUGGAUUCUCAAUGAAAGUGAAUUUUUAGAGGAGACUAGGAAUGAAUGGUAUUUGGAACCUAUUGGACUCACUAUCUAUAUUUAAGAGACAGCCCCACAUAACAAAUCCUAUUAUACUGGGGAGCAUCUAGAACUCUGGAUUAUAAAAUUAUAAAAAGGGUACCACAAUAGGUCCGGGCAUCGUGAGGUAAGCAGAGAAUAAUUUUGCUGAAUUCUCAUAUCUACUCAUUGGAAAUUUUAAGAGUUUAGAUCACAUUUUUCUCUACUGUGCUCUUAAUCUAAGAAGCUGAUAAACCUGUUUGCAGUUUAAGUCUAUCAAUAAAGAUUAGUUGGAGUGUGAAACGCAGCACCUGCCCAGAGAGUUAUACACUAACGAGGGGUCAAGAUUUGUAGAAAAAACAAGAAAUAGUUUCUGUUUGCGGUAUAACACUUUAAAAAAGCCUCUUUUGAUAUUUUAUACAUGUUUGAAUUGCUUUCUUCAAACUUAAAAUCAGUAUUUGAUGAAAGAAUUCCUGAAGAACUCUCAGUUCACUAAUUUUCCAUUCUGUUCGUAUCUGGUGCUUUACAUUUUGAUCUUUCACCUUUAAAUGAUAGCAUGUAAGUUCUCUCACAGCUCCAGUGCCUGUACCCAUGAGGGCUCCAAGUAUACUCUGAUAGUUGGGAAAGACAGACUAUAGCUCAUUGCUCCCAAAGGAGGAUGAUUUAGUUCCCCAGCUCCACCUUACUCUUUUUGCAUGUCCAAUCCUGCUUUUGGCCCUUUUCUCCCAAUAAGACGAACUUUCAGUUGGUGCAGCCUAUACUUUAUUCAAGAUUAAAUGUUUUAAUGCAGCUGAUUGGCUGCCAAAAAUGAUUUUUUUUUGUUUCUCUUAUGUAAAUAAUUGUACAGUGUAAAUCUCAUUCAGAUUAUUUAAACAGCCACUGGGUAUGGAUCUCACAUACCAGCAAUCCUGCCAAUUCAUGCUUGUUUAUAGAAAAAAAAAUAAAAAGCAAAAAAACAUCGUGUUCGUGGCUGAUUCGUAUAGACUGUUGAAAUAUUGUACUCAGUUGUUACUUGUGUAGAGUUUUUACAUGUUGUGUAUGAAAAUGAGGUGACUUCCUAAAGUAAACCUGACUUCCAUGUAUUUGGAAAGAGUGUAAAACUCACUGUUAUAAGUGCAAUGAAUAAUUCCUGUUUGAACAUUGUAAAUGUAUGUAUGCUGCACUGUAUACUGUGAUGGUUGUAGUAUUGAAUAUAUGAUAUUGUAUAAUGUGAUUGUGUAAAAUGUGUCCAAUCAAAUCAUUUCCAUGGGAAACCAAUAAAAACCUUGAA